ACCUAUAUUGUCCCCAGCGAUUGUCAGCCGUCAGAGCGGAACUCCGUGGCUGGUCUCUCGAACGCGGAAGUUGGAUCCCUGGUGGAACGCAUGCUAUGCGUUUUCCCUGGUUACCAGCUCUGUAAUGACAGAGACACGUGAUGUUUCCAGCUGUACAGGCAGGUGACGCAAGCAGGAAUCAAGGUGGCGGCUUGACAUAAAGCUACACGCCAGAAGCCUCCAUACCAAAGAACUAGUGUUGAGUUGGAUUUUGUUUCAUGCUUCAAAAUGGCAGCUUCCAUUGUGAGCUGGUGACAGGGGAAUUUUAAAGGCAAGCUCACAGGGAUCUGAGGAGUACUUCUCAUACAAAUCUGUCCUACAAGCACACACGGGCUGGAGUGUAUACUUCAUUGAGUCUUUAUUACUUAUUUUUUCUAUAGUCAGCUAUAAAUAGAAGCAGAUUUUAUUCUACAGUCACUCAGUCGUGAACAGUGGGAUCAUUGUUUAGGUUCAUCUGCUUUGCCAUGGCGUCUACAAGUAAAAAGCAUAAAACAAGUGAAUGUUCCCGGCUUUUUAAUCAAAGGUGGACCAAUUUGUACUUUUUUGUGGAGAUUGACGAUAAGCCAGUGUGUUUAGUUUGUCGUGAGUCAUUGUCAGUAUUAAAAGAAUACAAUAUAAAGCGACACUAUGAGACAAAACAUGCGUCCAAGUUCAAUCACCUUCAAGGGCAACCUCGUGUGGAUAAAGUGAACGAUCUCCAAAAAGAUCUAAAACGCCAGCAGGGUACUUUUAAAAGGCAUAUGGAAGAGAGUGAAGCGUGCGUCAAAGCAAGUUAUGUAAUAGCUGAAAAAAUUGCUAAAAAAACAAAAGCCUUCUUGGACGGUGAGUUCGUAAAAGAGUGUCUCAUCGCUGCUGGGGAAAUUCUCUAUCCAAAGAAUAACGAACUGUUUAAAAAAUUGAGUUUGUCUGGUGUAACUGUAGCACGACGUGUCGAAGAACUUGCCAAUGACAUUGAAGGAACUUUAAAAAAACGGCUGUACGCAUUUAAGUCAUAUUCACUUGCUUUAGAUGAGAGCACAGAUGUGAAGGAUACAGCACAACUGGCUAUCUUUGUCCGUGGCAUUGAUCAACACUUCAAUGUGACAGAAGAGCUGCUAGCGCUUGUACCUAUGAAGGGAACGACGAAAGGCACUGAUAUUCUGGAAGCCACCAAGAAAACACUCCAGCGUUUCGACUUCAGCUUAUCCAACCUUGUGGGAGUGGUAACUGAUGGUGCCCCUGCUAUGGUGGGAAGGAAUGAAGGGUUUGUUGCACUUUUAAAAAAAGAACCGGAACUAGAAGGAAAAGAUCUCAUCCAGUACCACUGUUUAAUCCACCAGGAGAAUUUGUGUGCGAAAACGAUUGGAUUUGAGAAUGUAAUGAAAGUUAUUGUGUCUGUAGUCAACUUUAUUAGGGCACGAGGAUUGAAUCAUCGUCAAUUCCAAGAAUUUUUGACACAAGAGUGCCAAGCGGAUCACGGCGACGUGGUUUAUUAUAGUGAGGUGCGUUGGUUGAGCAGAGGGAAGGUACUUAAGAGAGUCUUUGACUUAAGAAGUGAAAUAGAAGAGUUCAUGCAAACCAAGGGGAAGCCGAUUGCAGAAUUUAAUGAUCCAAAGUGGAUUUCAGAUUUUGCCUUUGUGACCGACAUCUCCUUGCAUAUGAAUGACCUAAAUACGCGGCUACAAUCCAAGGAUCAGCUGGUGCACGCUCUGUUUGAUCACAUUAAAACUUUUGUAGAAAAGCUCAAACUUUGGGAGGCACAACUCACGAAAAAAGACUUUACACAUUUUAAGCUUCUCGGUGAGUCCAACUGUUUGUCUCCUGGUGAUUACGCUACAAAAUUAAGCAUGAUGCGAAGUGAGUUUGAAGACAGAUUUAGUGAUUUCCGUAAUCAACAGUCUUUUUUCGAUUUAUUUUCUGUGCCUUUUACUGUCAAUGCUGCCAAUAUGCCAGGCUCAGUACAAAUGGAGCUGCUUGAUCUCCAAAACAACUCAUCUUUGCGAGAAAAAUUCUUCAAUGUGCCCUUGUUUACGUUUUACAAAGACUACAUUUCUCAGGACAUAUUCCCUUAUCUCUGGCAGCACGCUUUGAAGAUCCGAAGAGCAUGUACCCCUCUUGCUACCAGCAAAAACCUUUUUGCCAGGGGUUUCUACCUGCUGUCUGACCUGGUUGAUGACCUCCAACCAAACCUCAACAUCCCUACAACCCAAAGGCAAAACCUUCCCAUCGUACUUCUCCCUGAACUUGGUAUCGUAAUCCCUCCUCGCGUAACCUUUAUACGUGAUGAGGGUUUUGUUAACCAAGAACAAAUACUUGAUUACAUUCUUUUAUUCUCCAGGCCUGCUGUCGAAGUAGCAGGCCAGGAAAAACUAAGAAACCAUUUAACCAGUGAUGGUAGCUACGAAAGGAAUUCUCAUCUCAGCCGUUAUGGUGAAGAUAUCUACAAAUUUGCCCUUCCUGAUCCUAUCUUUCAAACUUUUUCUCAAACCCUGUAUUCACCAGAGGAGUCUAUGCAAAGUUGCAUGCGCUCAAACCACUUGGAGAAGCAGCUGGACCAGUCCAAAGCAGAGUGGCACAUUAUUAAACAAGACUCAAGGGCAGAGGAUCAUUAUGAUUAG
This is a messenger RNA of Pseudophryne corroboree (corroboree frog), 2636 nucleotides long. RefSeq names its product general transcription factor II-I repeat domain-containing protein 2-like. NCBI's taxonomy places the organism in Eukaryota, Metazoa, Chordata, Amphibia, Anura, Myobatrachidae. The transcript is spliced from 5 exons. The coding region runs from base 504 to 2636 and encodes 710 amino acids. The record is from RefSeq and is a predicted model, not a curated record.